AAAUGUCAUCGACAAGGAAUCUGACGUCCUUCUUCAGUUUUCCGUUCAAAUUUGUAGGAUUACUUAUAAUUUUUUGAAUUUUGAACUUCUUCAGUCUCUCAUCAAAAUUUCUGACCGUUUUUUUUUCUCCCAAAACUAGCCGUUUUCUUCAUCAUCUAAAACAGAGCCGAGGGUUUUUAGACAGCUAAUAAAGCAUCUCAGGUUUGAGGAUUUUUGAUUGAGAAAACGUUUUCUUCUUCGGCUGUGCAUCAAUCUUCUUUGUUCGUCGGAAUCCAGUGGUGGAAUCUUCAUUGCUGUUCGAAAAAACUUGGACCAUGAGAUUUGGUGGUGCUGCAUAUUCAUAAGAGAGCAGUUGCAAGAGACUUGGUAGAUCAGUAUGUAAUGGAUAGUGAUAAUGAGGAACAUACGAUUUGGGUGCUGGAGAUGUUUAGCCAAGAUUGGCUUUUUUGAUGGGUAUUGUCCUGAAAGUUGUCGUGGUGAAGCAGACCAAGGCCAAACAGGCGCUGUUAAGUUGCUUGGUAAAUGUUGCAUCCAGUUGCUUUUACUUUUGACACGUGACACUUUUAAAAUAAUAAUUCUGAUGUGUUGUCAUUUUUUUUGUCUGUGACACCCGCAUUGGGACUUAUUCGAGUGAAAGGGAAGCAAGUGAUGAUAUACACUAGUAUAUACAUAGAUAUACAGUGAUGGGCCAAAGCCCAAAUUGCAGCAGCGGAGACCCAAAACCUUAAUCCAGCCGGCCCAAACCAUCAGUACAACCCAAAAAAGCAAGCAAUGGAGAGAAAAACAGAUGCGAAAAAUAACAGAUAAGGUGUUUAAUCGUUUCAAAGAUGAAACAGGAAAAGCUUAUCUAAAGUUCGAAGACCUUUACAUUGCUGUUCUACUUGUCUACAAUGAUAUCAACAAGCUUUUGCCUGGUCCUCACUUUGAUCCUCCUUCUAAAGAAGAAGUUAGAGCCUUGAUGCAGGAAUGUGAUAUGAAUCUUGAUGGUGAACUAGAUCAUGAAGAAUUUGUGAAAUUUGUGAAAAGAUUAACAAAGGAUACCUUCAUCACUGUGAGUCAGGGACUGAUUAUUACUUUAGCAGUAGCACCAACAGUUGCUGUGUUAACAAAGAGGACAACAGAAGGAGUCCCUGGUGUUGGGAAAGUGGUGCAGAAAAUACCAAAUGCUGUUUAUGCCUCUCUAGUUACCCUUACAAUAGUCAUGUUUCAGAAAGCAGCUGAGUCUAAGGGAAUUUGAAAUUUGUUUUCUUACAGAACCAAGUUUCUUCUUAUGUGUAUAAGAUAACAGAGACAUCUGCUACACUUGCAAGUUGAUCUAUCAGCAUCUCAUCUGUUGUGAUUUUUGCUUAUGUAGAGCUCAUGUUUUUGUUGGGCAGUUCA
Molecule: messenger RNA, 1380 nt
Organism: Solanum lycopersicum (tomato)
Lineage: Eukaryota; Viridiplantae; Streptophyta; Magnoliopsida; Solanales; Solanaceae
Molecular function (GO): calcium ion binding
Source: RefSeq, a predicted model, not a curated record